AUGGAGGGAAUAGCGCAGUUGGAGGGAAAUUUGAAUUCUGCGAAUGGAGGGAACAACACGGUUGGUUCCUCUGGUUCUACUGCCUCUACAACUCAAGGACAACUUGUCUCUUUGGUAUCUAUGGUAGAUGAUGAGGAUGGUCAAAAGGAUGGGGACCCACGACAUCAUGACUCUCUUCCUGACUUUAAAAAUACUGAAGAUUCUUCAAAGUUGGGUCCUGAGAACUUGAACGCUGAGUUGGAAAAGACGACUGAAGUCAAGGUUCUCAAACCCUGGAACAAUUUAUUUGCAAACAAGCCCACUGGUAAAUCAACCUUUCCCUCUAUGGAAGAUAUUUCUGAUAGAAAGGGUAAAGAUAAGGCUAAUAAGGAUGAUUUCUUUGUGGAGAAUGCCCAUAUUUCUGAGGAUUAUGACAGCUCUGACUCUGAUGAGGAUUCCUCUAAUCUUCCUCCUAAAAAGAAAUCAAGGGUUAGUGAAAAAGCUAAAGAAAACAUUGAAGAGAAUGUUGGUUCUGAGAAGGAGCAAGAGAAGGAGGUGGAAGAAGAGGCGGAGAAUGAGCAGGAGAAGGAGGUCGAGGGUGAGGAAGGGGACAAAGUUAAUGAGUAG
Messenger RNA from Cryptomeria japonica (Japanese cedar), 606 nucleotides. RefSeq lists its product as uncharacterized. NCBI's taxonomy places the organism in Eukaryota, Viridiplantae, Streptophyta, Pinopsida, Cupressales, Cupressaceae. The transcript is spliced from 2 exons. The coding region runs from base 1 to 606 and encodes 201 amino acids. The record is from RefSeq and is a predicted model, not a curated record.